UCAUCAUCCGUCAUUACCAUUACGUGUUUCGUCAUAAUAGAGACGUGAGGAAUUCGGUGUUGAAAAAAUACUGGCGGUUAGGGGAGACAAUUAAUUAUUUGUGAUUGACAGUCGUGAGGUGUUGAGGUCGAGUGUCGGGCGAUUCUCAGGUGCAUCAUGCCGGAUAUUUCUGCCAUUGCCCAUUUCCCUCUGAAGGCCAUAUUCGCUAUCCACUUAGUCCUAACAACAUGGGGUCUGCAGGGACACUGGUGUCCACAAUCAGCAAUGUUCUACAAUCUCCUGUUCUUCGUCUGUCUAAUGUGGGCAGUGCACAAUAUCGAGUCGGAUGAACCACUCCAAUUUGCACUGUGCAUCAACGUUCUCUCGAUAUUUCUCGACAUAAUCACCCUGUCGGUCUACUUCCCAGAAAACUGGGCAUCUGAGAAAUUCAGUGGAGCUGUUAUGAUCAUAAAUCUACUCGUCAGAUUAAUCACGACUGUUUCGUUACUGAGAAUUGGACAGGCUAGGGGUGGAACACUGGCGACACUUUUUCCAUCAGGACCUGGUGUGGACUACGCGAGACAGCAGUACGAAGAUAUUUCCUACCCAGUCCCCCAGAAUGCUGAUUUUUCGGGGAUAUAAAGUUCCUGGAGAAUAAAAAAAGAACAAAUUUAAGUCUUGUCAUUUUGUUGUUGAAAAUUAAGUUGAAGAUAUUUUUAAAAAUCAGAGAAUUAAUAUAAAUGUAACUACUGAGCGGCA
Diachasma alloeum is the source of this 738-nucleotide messenger RNA. Its product is annotated as type-1 angiotensin II receptor-associated protein. Gene Ontology annotation, cellular component: plasma membrane. Lineage: Eukaryota; Metazoa; Arthropoda; Insecta; Hymenoptera; Braconidae. The transcript has 6 exons. Bases 157 to 621 code for a protein of 154 amino acids. Gene Ontology annotation, biological process: angiotensin-activated signaling pathway. The record is from RefSeq and is a predicted model, not a curated record.